Ilyonectria robusta is the source of this 819-nucleotide messenger RNA. RefSeq names its product RTA1 like protein-domain-containing protein. Gene Ontology annotation, cellular component: membrane. The record is from RefSeq and is a predicted model, not a curated record. NCBI's taxonomy places the organism in Eukaryota, Fungi, Ascomycota, Sordariomycetes, Hypocreales, Nectriaceae. Bases 1 to 819 code for a protein of 272 amino acids. The transcript has 2 exons.
AUGUCCGACGACGAGUUCAACUUUUACAACUACAAGCCGUCAUCAGCAGCGGCUAUGAUCUUCCUGCUUGCAUUUGGCCUGGCGACUCUUUGGCAUCUAUAUAUCAUUCUCAGCCGGCGAGCGUGGUAUUUUACCCCUCUGCUCUGUGGUUGUAUCCUUGAGUCCCUCGGUUACGUCGGCCGCUUCCUCAAUUCAUACAACCCUACAAGCAUAACGCCUUUCAUGAUACAGAGCUUAUGCUUGCUAGUAGCGCCUGCCCUCGUCGCUGCCUCCAUAUACAUGGUGUUUGGACGCCUAAUACUCUUCCUCCACGCUUCAUCCCUCUCCCCCAUCAAGCCUACUAGGAUGACCAAAAUUUUCGUCGCCGGCGAUGUCAUUUCAUUCCUGAUACAGUAUAUAGGAGGGGGUCUCCUUUCAAAACAGAAAUCAUUCGACACGGGAAAGAUGGUCAUCCUGAUUGGCCUCGCCGCGCAGAUUGUUUUGUUUGGCCUCUUCACUUUGGCAGCCGUCGUAUUUCACCUUCGAAUAAUCGAUCGCCCACUCCAAUUACUCCCCGUGGAGGAUAGCGGAAAAUUCUUCAAGGGGUGGCGAGGUGUCAUGGUGGUUUUGUAUGUGUCGAGUGGCCUCGUCUUGGUCCGUUCCCUCUACAGACUCGUCGAAUACACCACUGAUCGAGAUGGACCGUUGGGGAGUCACGAGGCUUAUUUCUACAUGCUGGAUUCGGUAUUGAUGCUAGGGGCCGUGGCUAUCAUCGCCAUUCUUCAUCCAAUUAUGUCCCGACCAAAAAGGCCAUCAUACGUCUCCAAGAUUUGGAGAUAG